Helobdella robusta is the source of this 2042-nucleotide messenger RNA. RefSeq lists its product as hypothetical. Gene Ontology annotation, molecular function: peptidyl-prolyl cis-trans isomerase activity. The record is from RefSeq and is a predicted model, not a curated record. The coding region runs from base 1 to 903 and encodes 300 amino acids. Lineage: Eukaryota; Metazoa; Annelida; Clitellata; Rhynchobdellida; Glossiphoniidae. The transcript has 9 exons. Gene Ontology annotation, biological process: protein peptidyl-prolyl isomerization.
AUGAAUUUAAGUAAAAAAUGUCCAAAACAUCGUUUGCUAGUCUACGGUGUUUUAAACGAGGUUGAUUUUCAAAUGGCUAAGUGCUGCGCUGAGGACUUGUUCAACAAGAGUCCCGACCUAUUCAAGAAACCUCACAUUGAACCAAUGCUGGAGUUUGAAUGGUCGGAAUUUAUUGAGAAGAAAAUAAAAGAAUUGAAAGGCGAGCUAUGGUCAUUCAACAACAAGACGCUAAUUUUUUUAGGUGAUGAUGCACUUGGCGGCCCAAAAGAGUUAAUAACGUGGGCAGAAUCAGUUGAUUGCUACGAAAACUACAGACCCAUGUCCCUCUACGAGGUGUUAGCCAACGAAGCUUAUAAAAGCCAUGUCGCCUCUAAAAAUCAUACGUUCGUGUACAUGGAUUUUACGAUUGAUGAAUCUCCCAUUGGAAGAAUUAUCAUUGAGCUAUACGACGACAUCGUACCAGACACGUGUAGAAACUUUCGAAUGUUGUGCACCGGUGAGCUUGGCUCGGCUAAGGGGUCCGAAGUUCGCCUGCACUACAAGAGGUCGAUCAUUCAUAGAGUCGUCCCUGGUGGGUGGAUCCAAGGUGGAGACAUCAAAGCGUUGAAGGGCAACGAUGGUAUAUCCAUAUAUGGCGAUGUAUUCAGUGACGAGAACUUCAUUGUGAAACACGACAAACGGGGCGUGGUGGGCAUGGCCAACAAAGGGCCCCACACAAACGCCUCCCAAUUUUACAUCACCCUGCAGCCAGCCACCUGGAUGGACACCAAAUACGUCGCUUUCGGGCAAGUUGUGGAUGGUUCAUCAACGUUGAAAAUAAUUGAGAAGCAAGCAACUCAGAACGACAGACCAACUAAGGAGAUUCUUAUAACGAACGUCGGACGAUGCCCACUUGACUCAUAAUCAUUUUUCUAUAACUUAAUAUAAUUAUAAUUAUUAUUAUAUAAUUUUUUUUGCUCUCUCUUUCUCUCCUUUUUUUUCUUCUUUUAUUCAUAAUGUCUACCGUCUCUUUAUCCAUCUAUUUGUAUCUAUCUAUUUCUACCACCAUGAUUUCUUUCCUUGGCAUUCUGUCUUUCUUUUUCUCUCUCUUUCUCUUCUUUCUCUCUCUCUCUCUCUUACUUUCUUGUUUUACAAUAUAAUACAAUCAUCCUAAUCACUUGUGACCGCAUGCUGAAAUCCAGGGUCAUCCGUCUCUAACGCACCCUUAACUUACCUACUCAAUACAAUUAUCCCUGGCUUACUUAAAUUUCAAAACUCAAAAGGCCAAUUCAAUCGCCAUUCGGCACCCGCCCACCUUGCCUUGGGCUCCAAAUUAAUAAUAAUAUCCAUCUAUCUAUCUAAAUUAGAAUUUUUUCAUUUUUCUUCUUCCUCCUUUGUUAGCACAUGAUUCUGUUAGCCAUUAGUUUCGCUUCCAGGUUAUUCAAUUAAAUUCAAAACAUUCUAAAGAACUUUUACAUUAAUACUUUUUUAAUUAUUACAGUUAAUAUUAUAAAUAUUAUUAUUAUUAUUACUAUUAUUAUGUCAAUUUAUAUAUUUUUUUAAAAAAGUAACUACAUCAUCAUCGCUAAUUAUCAGUGCUGUUAUUAUUAUUGCUGUUAUUAUUAUUAUUACAAUUAUUAUUACUAUUAAGAAAUAAUUAUAAAAAGGAUUUAUUGUCGUUAUUAUUAUUUUUUUUAUUAUGAAUAAUAUUAUGUGUGGAUAUUUUUAUAGUGAAUCCGGUUAUGUCAAUUAAUUAUACCGCUGUAGUAUUUAUAUAUGAUGAUAAAAACUGAUCGCUGAUUUUCAAACACAAGCGUUUUUUUUCACAAAUAAAAUCUAUAUUUAAUUAUAAUUAAUUUUAAUUAAUUAAUAAUGAUAAAAUAGCCAUUAUUUCACAAUAUAUUAUUGCUAUAGUUAUAAUUUAAAAAUAGUGAUGUUAAUAAUAAAUGCAUAAAUUUUAUUGGUUACAUUAAGGUUAUAAGUCACACUUGUAAUAUGUGAUAGUAGAAAUAAUAUUAAUAAUAUCAUUAUUAAUUGUAAAAAUACUAAUAAUAAUAAGGAAA